AUGAAAGUGAAAAAAGAUACACAGAGAGUGAAAAGAUCCCAGCAAGAACCCAGUACUUCUCAACAGGUUUCUACCAUAUCUCAAGGAUGUUUACAAAUUCAAUGUAAUUCAUUACAAAUACCCGUGCUUGCGAGAACACUUAAUCGUUAUGGUAUUUCUGAUCGAGCUGGUGCUGCAGUAGCUUCAGCCGUUCUACAGGAUAUAGGUAUUAUUAAUAACGAAGACAAAAGCAGUAUCAUAGAUAAGAACAAGAUUCGUCGUGCUAGAAGUAGGAAACGUGAAGGUAUACUAGAAAAAAAUCAAAAUUUAUCAUUACGUGGCCUGUUUUUCGAUGGAAGGAAGGAUGAAACGCUAAAGGUGGAAGACGGCGGUCGACGAAAAAUCCGGGAAGAGCACAUUACUCUCAUAAAAAUGUCAUGA
Molecule: messenger RNA, 420 nt
Organism: Psylliodes chrysocephalus
Lineage: Eukaryota; Metazoa; Arthropoda; Insecta; Coleoptera; Chrysomelidae
Source: the annotation of a GenBank genome assembly